AAAAUUCUUAAUCGCCGCUCUCUCCGAUGGCUUUCUCUCUCCUCUACCGGAGUCUGGCUCUCUCACCAUUAAUCGCGUCACUUUCUCUCUCAUCUACCGGAGUCUCUCUAUCUCUCUCACCCCCUUAAUCGAGUCACUCUUAUCUCGUCUCUUUAUCCUUGAGUCGAAUCUCUGGAAUUCUAUGACUUUCCACUUUGCCUCUCUCUCUCAUCGCGCAUAGCUGCAAUCCUUUUCGAAGUCUCUCUCUCUAAGCGGCACCUCUCCAUCAUAGACACCCCCGGCAUUCCUCCCAUUUUCUCCCUCUACCAUCUCUCUCUAGAAUCCCUAUCGACAUGUCUUACGUACCUCCUCACCUCAGAGCUUCAUCUCUACCCCAUUCCCACUCUACAGAGACCCCCUCUCAGCCUCUCAACUCUCAUAAGCUCUCUUCUCUCUACAAUGACACUGCAUCUAAAAACUCUUUCAGCUAUUCCUCAAGCUUUGGUAGCCCUAGCCGAAGCAGAACCAGUAAUGUCUCCCAACCUAGGGCUCUUAGUGUCCCGGAGCCAAUCUUUCAGCAAUGGAAGCCCUCUGAUCGAGUUCUUCGAUUGAUGCCAGAGCAGAUAGAGGAUGUUAGGUUGCGUUUAAAUAUUGACGUCUCAAUUCCUCUCGAUUCCCUUCCUGCCCCUGCACCCAUAGAAUCCUUUGAGGACAUGUGUUUGCACACAAUCAUCAUGAAGGAUAUUGCAUUUCAUGAAUACACUCGACCAACCCCUAUUCAGGCUCAAGCGAUGCCAAUUGCUUUGAGUGGAAGGGAUCUGUUGGGAUGUGCAGAGACUGGGAGUGGGAAAACCGCUGCAUUCAGUAUUCCCAUGAUACAGCAUUGCUUGGCUCAACAGCCUCUUCGGCGUGGUGAUGGACCAUUAGCAUUAGUCCUAGCCCCUACGAGAGAACUUGCUCAACAGAUAGAGAAAGAGGUUAAGGCUUUCAGCAGAUCACUGGAAUCUUUCAGAACUGCUAUAGUCGUGGGGGGAACAAACAUAGCUGAGCAGAGGUCAGAGUUGAGAGCAGGGGUACAUAUUGUGGUUGCCACACCAGGAAGAUUUAUUGAUCAUUUGCAGCAAGGGAACAGCUCUCUAUCAAGUGUCUCAUUCGUUGUGCUGGAUGAGGCUGACAGGAUGCUUGAUAUGGGUUUUGAACCACAAAUAAGAGAGGUGAUGCGGAAUCUUCCAAAAAAGCACCAAACAUUGCUGUUUAGCGCAACUAUGCCUGUAGAAAUUGAAGCUCUCGCACAGGAAUAUUUGAAUAACCCUGUGCAAGUAAAGGUGGGAAAAGUUAGCAGUCCGACAGCCAAUGUAUCUCAGAUUCUUGAGAAAGCUAUUGAAAGUGAGAAGAUUGAUCGGCUUCUGGCUUUGCUUGUUGAGGAGGCAUCUCAAGCUGAAAAGUCAGGGCAGCCUCUUCCUUUGACCAUUGUUUUUGUAGAAAGGAAGACAAGGUGUGACGAAGUUGUUGAAGCUUUGGUUGCUCAAGGUCUGCAUGCUGUGUCUUUACAUGGGGGACGGAGUCAAAGUGAGAGAGAAGCAGCCCUAUGCAGUUUCAGAAGUGGCUCAACUAACAUUUUGGUUGCCACUGAUGUGGCAUCACGUGGUUUGGAUGUGACUGGCGUAGCACAUGUCAUUAACCUUGAUCUUCCAAAGACAAUGGAAGACUAUGUGCAUCGCAUUGGAAGGACAGGGCGUGCUGGAACUACAGGCCAAGCCACAUCUUUCUACACUGAUCGUGAUAUGUUAGUUGUGGCACAUAUCAGGAAGGGUAUAGCAGAUGUGGAAUCAGGAAAUGCCAUGGCAUUUGCAACUGGAAAGGAGGCAAGGAGGAAGGAGAGAGAAGCAGCUGCUGCACUCCGAGAGGCCAAGAAUGGCUUCUCUAAGUUCUCGUUGUCAGGGCCUGCUUCAAUUAAUGUGGAGGAUAAGUACAGGUACAUGCUUGCGCCCCAAACCAUCAAGAGAGAAGGUUCUGCAGAUGAUGCGUGGGAUGACUGAGAAUCCCAUUUCUCCGUCUCUUCUUCUCUGGUCAUCCUACAUUUUAAGAAGCCUAAGAACUAAUGGCCUCAACAAUCAGUGAACAGUUAUUUUUGGAAACAGGACAUCAAGAUUUAGCUUGUGAAUGGGGUUUGGAAUGGGUGAUGCCUUGAAGGUGAAAAAUGGUUCAAAACUUGUAAGUAAACUUUGUCUUUCUUUUUAUUUGAUUUCAUUUAUUUUGCUUUUUAAUAGUCACUUGUAUUUUGUUUUUCAAUUACCCAUUUUAUAUGGUGGGUCUGUAAAACACUCUCUCAUUCCGACUAACUAGUAGAUUUUUUCAGUUGGAAGUUUUGGUUUCAUAUUUCUUGUUUC
This is a messenger RNA of Amborella trichopoda, 2369 nucleotides long. RefSeq names its product DEAD-box ATP-dependent RNA helicase 20. Gene Ontology annotation, molecular function: ATP binding; RNA helicase activity; nucleic acid binding. NCBI's taxonomy places the organism in Eukaryota, Viridiplantae, Streptophyta, Magnoliopsida, Amborellales, Amborellaceae. The record is from RefSeq and is a predicted model, not a curated record.